This is a messenger RNA of Gavia stellata (red-throated loon), 232 nucleotides long. RefSeq names its product small EDRK-rich factor 2 (gene SERF2). Bases 20 to 199 code for a protein of 59 amino acids. NCBI's taxonomy places the organism in Eukaryota, Metazoa, Chordata, Aves, Gaviiformes, Gaviidae. The record is from RefSeq and is a predicted model, not a curated record. The transcript has 3 exons.
GGCGGGAGGGAGCGGCGCCAUGACCCGCGGGAACCAGCGCGAACUGGCACGGCAGAAGAACCUGAAGAAGCAGAGCGACUCGGGCAAGGGCAAGCGGCGGGACGACGGGCUCUCGGCCGCCGCCCGCAAGCAGAGGGACUCGGAGAUCAUGCAGCAGAAGCAGAAGAAGGCCGACGAGAAGAAGGAGGGCGCCAAGUAGCCCGCGGCCGGGCCCAUCUGCCGCCGCCCCGGG